CGUAGAUCCGCAGCUGAAAACAUGGCCGCCGCCUCUUGACAGCGUGAGUGAACGGGGUGAAGUUUGUGUUGCCGCAGCGAGGACACACGCACACACACUGUUCCAUAGUUUAUUUCACUUUGACAAGAAACACAAUUAGACCCCAAGAGCAGCGUCUCCUCCCGGCUCGGGUGUCCCAGGCUCUGUCCCUUUAUGCUGGUGAGGUCAGCUCGGCUCUUCCCCUUCAUCGUCUCCAGUCACCAGCAGCAUCGUCUCACCUCUGCUGCUCGACACGUGUCUCAGUGGAGGAUCAGCAGGGCUGCUGCUGUUCUCAGCAGGGGACUGAAAUCUAUGGAGCCCCUGAAAACCCAUCAAGACCCAAGGGUUCCCAGUCAUAACCCCCCGCCUGCAUCUACUGGACCCACAGCUGGUGUUAUGACCCCAACAGACGCGGCACCUGACACGGAGACGCCUCCGCCCGUGGGUCUUCUACCAGGGGAGACGGUGGUCAAGGAGGGCAAGGCGGCCAUCUUGUUUCCCAGUGCAAAUGAAGUGUUUUACAACCCGGUCCAGGAGUUUAACAGAGAUCUGACAUGUGCAGUGAUCACAGAGUUUGCCAGAGAACUGCUGGCUCAGCGCGGCAUAAAGGUGGUGGUGCCUGGAGAGAAGGAGAGGGUGGUGGUCUCCCUGUCGGAGGAGACGAACGAGGCAGAGGCUCCGGUGAAGGAGGAGAACAGAACAGAGGAGCCGGUGGAAACUGCAACAGCGGGGGAGAAAUGUGAGCGAGGUCUCCGGGUCCUUGAGGGUCUGGCGGCGUCGGGUUUACGCUCUGUGCGUUUCGCUCUGGAGGUCCCGGGCCUGCAGAGCAUCACCGCCAACGACUUCUCAGCCAAGGCCGCGGGUCUGAUCGCCAGGAACUCCGAGUACAACGGGGUGAACCACCUGCUCCAGGCCAGCUGCAGGGACGCCAGUAUGCUGAUGUACGAGAUGCGAGGGAAGAAGGAGCGCUAUGACGUCAUAGACCUGGAUCCGUAUGGCAGCCCCGCCCCCUUCCUGGAUGCCGCCGUACAGGCCGUCAGUGAAGGAGGUCUGUUGUGUAUAACAUGUACCGACAUGGCCGUGAUGGCUGGAAACAGUGGAGAGACCUGCUACAGCAAGUACGGUUCAGUCUCCAUCAAAGCCAAAUACUGUCAUGAGAUGGCUCUGCGUAUCAUCCUCCACAGUUUGGACCAGAGGGCGGGGGUGUACCAGCGAUACAUCCAGCCCCUGCUGUCAGUCAGCGUCGAUUUCUACAUCAGAGUCUUUGUGCGUGUCUUCACGGGCCAGUGCACAGUGAAGAACUCAGCCAGUAAACAGGCUCUGGCCUACAACUGUGUCGGCUGUGGGUCUUUCCACCUACAGAGAAUGGGCAAGAGAAUGAUGAAUGGGAAACAUAUGAAGUAUUCUGCUGCUACAGGACCUCCUGUUGGACCAGAGUGUGAGCACUGUGGACAGAGACAUCAGAUGGGGGGUCCUCUCUGGGUGGAGCCCAUCCAUGACGUGCCGUUUGUCCAGAAGGUUCUGUCCGCCGUGUCUGGGAAACCGUCCAGGUUCGGGACGUCUAAACGCAUCGAGGGGAUGCUGAGCAUGGUGACGGAGGAGCUGGAAGACGUUCCUCUGUAUUACACGGUGGACAGUCUGAGCAGCACGAUACACUGCAACACGCCGCCGCUGCUCCAGUUCUGGUCUGCUCUUCUUCACGCCGGUCACCGGGCUUCCCUCUCUCACGCCUGUAAGAACGCCAUCAAGACCAACGCCCCCCCUGCAGCCAUCUGGGACAUCAUGAGAUGCUGGGAGAAGUCGAACCCUGUGAAGAGGGAGAAGCUGUCUGAGACCAGCCCGGCCUUUAAGAUCCUCUCCACUGAGCCCAGUCUCGAGGCCUGUUUCACUGUGAGGGAAGACGCCAACCCCCAGUCCCGUAAACGCCACCUGACGAGGUUCCAGGAGAAUCCUCAGGCGUUCUGGGGACCUAAAGCUCGGGCCAAAGCCAACGGCGGCGUCUCUACCAGCCUGAAGGAGAAGAGAGAGAAGCACCAGAACAAGAGGAAGAACCAGAUCACAGAUUCUUCUCAGUUGAAAAACCUCCCCUGCAAGAGGUUCCGACAGGGAACAUGUUCACAUGGAGAGAGAUGCUGCUACUCCCACGACCUGCCGCCGACCGACCAAGAGAAGAUGGAGUGAUUCUGCUGUGGCAGCUUUUUUUUUUUUUAAAUAUUUUUAUUCCUGGAGUUUGAAAGUGACAAUGAGGCUCUGCAGUCAGAUUUUAUUUUGCUGAGGACAAGGAACUAAACUCUGUUGAUGUGCUACAGCUGGCUCCAUGUCCAGAUAUUGACAAUAACAGUGAUGCUUUAAAAAAAGAGAAUAACUGAUAUUGUUCAAGUUACAAAUGUGUCAAUCAAACCAGUUUCUCUCUGUUGUGAUGCAGUUUGUUCAAACUGUAGCACGAGUCACUGGAUUGGAAUCAAUAAACAAACCACCGCGCCCUCGUUCCCUCUGAGGCCGACUGUUUCAUCUGAAUCAAACACACUAACUAUUUCCAGCUUAUGAGAAUAUUGUUGUGAACAGUUUUUUUUGUUAACAGCCCGAGAACACAACAAACAGUUCAGUUUGAUUUCAUAGGAUAUUUUUUGUUUUAUUCAUCUGACUGCUGUCAACAUGUCUUUCAGAUCAAUAAAGUCGUCAAAGUGACUUUAAACAUU
This is a messenger RNA of Pleuronectes platessa (European plaice), 2717 nucleotides long. It is a transcript of the gene trmt1, whose product is annotated as tRNA methyltransferase 1. The coding region runs from base 193 to 2199 and encodes 668 amino acids. The record is from RefSeq and is a predicted model, not a curated record. Gene Ontology annotation, biological process: tRNA N2-guanine methylation. The transcript is spliced from 16 exons. Lineage: Eukaryota; Metazoa; Chordata; Actinopteri; Pleuronectiformes; Pleuronectidae. Gene Ontology annotation, cellular component: nucleus. Gene Ontology annotation, molecular function: RNA binding; metal ion binding.